CGCUGUACUCCUUCCAAGUCUAAGAAUUCUAAAAAUCAAAGACAACCCACAGAGCCAAAGAACCAACAAACAGCGAUGGCAAAGUCUUCUCAGGCUCUCCUCAUCGCUGCCCUUUGUUUCUUUGGCCUUCUUGGCUUUGCCUACUGCCAUGAUGACUUUAAGGUUGUUGGAAGUGUGUACUGCGACACCUGCCGUGCCCUGUUCGUGACCAGAGUAAGCCAACCCGUCCCCAAUGCACCCAUUAAACUCGAAUGCCGGAGCCGUGACAAUGGCACCAUCACACACUCCGUGGAGAGCAAAUGUGACGAAUUAGGCGACUACAGGGUCACCGUGGAAGGUGAGCACCAGGAAGAUAUCUGUGAAGUGGUACUCCUGGAUAGCCCUGUCAGUAACUGUGCCGAGAAAGUUCGUGGGCGUGAUCGUGCUCGUAUUGUUCUUACUCACAACAAUGGAGUUGUUUCCAGCACACGAUACGCCAACCCUUUGGGAUUCUUGGCUGACAAACCUUUGGAAGUCUGCGCUGAUGUUCUCAAGGAGCUCGAUCUUCUCCCCACCAUCGAUUUCGCCUUACCAAUCUAAGAAUCUCAUCUCCCACUUCUUCUGAAUAAAACUAAGAAUCUCAUCUUAUCUCAUCUCAUUUCUUCUCCUCUAUCCAUCUAUGGGUGUAGGUGAGUCUGUGCAAGGGUUAUGAGAUUUUAAGUUCUUCUUAUAAAAAAAAAAAAAAAAAAAGAGAUUUUAAGUUCUUCCAUGGGUCCCAUGUAUCAGUGGUCUGGUUCUUCUUUUUGUAUUCUUUUUAUUACGUAAUUGAUUUUAUUUUUUACGUAUAAAGUAAUAUAUGAUUUAAGUGAAUAUCUUGUUCUAGCUCUGGUCUCAAACCCAUGGUGACAAAAUGCAUUGUAAGGUCAUUAUACCAGGCGUAAGAGUGAUGUGGUGGAACUGGCAAGUUAUAUGUCAAAUUUUAGAGCCAAAUAUAUUCAUUUUUUAUUUCAUGUAA
Messenger RNA from Macadamia integrifolia, 994 nucleotides. Its product is annotated as olee1-like protein. The record is from RefSeq and is a predicted model, not a curated record. The transcript has a single exon. Lineage: Eukaryota; Viridiplantae; Streptophyta; Magnoliopsida; Proteales; Proteaceae. Bases 76 to 579 code for a protein of 167 amino acids.